AUGAGGCCUACAAACCCCCCCAGCAGUCAAUAUGGCUCGGAGUUUUAUAUCACUUACAAGAAGAUCUGCGGCGAACCAUACCCACGAGAUCGCUGCAUCAUUGCUUUCAGCAUCCUACUGGAAAUUGGACUAGGACAUUGGAUACAUAGUGUUCAGCAGGAGGACAUAGUCGAUCAAUUAUUGCCCAUGCAACUUGGACAGCUCGAGGACAAGUUUAGACAUAUUGUCGAACAAGGUGCCGAUACCACGAGAGGGAAAGGUGCCGACUUUGCGAAACAAUUCGAUGAAGCGCAAUGGAAAUAUUUCCCGGUCAUGUUCACACUCGACAUGGACAAGAACUUCUCCGAGAAGCGAGUAUUUCCUAUCUGCAAGAAAAAGGAAAUUGGACGGGGUGGACAGGCUCGAGUAUUCCAAAUCCUCGUGCAAGCCGAUUACAUCUCUUCAGAGCUCGAUUCUAGAUUGUCGAAAGACGAGCACACACGCUUCAAAGAUGAGGAGUUCGGCAUGUGCUUUCAGCUUGCGCUCAAGACCUUCGACAGUGCCCAGAUCUCGUACUGGGCGAAUGAGAAACAGGCCUUCACAGCUCUGCAACAACAACGGAACAAAGGCAUGAUACAGUGCUUAGGUUACUUUGCGAUACUACGUGGUACCACAACAGACGCAAAUCCUAGCUCGUUUCGGGAGAUGAACAUUCUACUAGAUUACUCCCCCCCAGAGAUCGAAGAAUUUUGGCGAUCGCUCAUCGAAGUUGUGGAUGCGCUCAAGGGCAUCCAUGAUCUCAAGACCCAGAAUGACCGAUAUCAUGGAUGGCACAACGACAUCAAACCUGAGAACGUUAUCGUGGUGAACGAUAAAUACAAACUUGCCGAUCCUGGCUUCGCCAAAUUCAAGAAGACGCUUGAGGAGAAAGAUGGCGAAUCAUUUCCUAAGAUCAUAGCUGAAGGUGGGACCACUACGUAUGCUGCUCCUGAACGCUCCGCACGGAAGAGUGGUUCGAAGGUGGCAGUGUCGCAAAGUGUAGACUUAUGGUCUAUCGGCUGCAUCUUUUCCAUGGCUGCUACGUGGAUCGUCUUGGGCUAUCAAGGCAUCAGGCAGUUCGACUACAUACGGCGACGCGCCAUCGGCGAUAUCGUUCGGCGUACACGCGAACAGGGCAGCGAGCCGACAAUCAUGGAGGGCGAUUUCUUUCAUGACGGAACCGACAUCCUUCCCGUCGUGAAAGAGUGGCACAAAUAUCUCCGUGCUUCGGUUCGCCAUACCGAUCACGUGACCAGGAAGAUGCUCGAUCUUACGGAGAAUGACUUGUUGGUUCGAAACCGGACCAUGUCUGCCAAAAAGCUAUAUCUUGGGCUCCAAGGGCUACUUGAAGGCUGUAAGAAGGAAAAGAUCCCGGAGGGUUGUGAAGAUCUACUCGCUGCGCUUCUUGCUCUCGACGAAAACGCAGACAGCGUGCCCGAUUCCAUAUCUAGUCAAGCCAACAUACCCGAGGCCGGCUCUGCACCUCGCGAGCAGAUACGCAAAUUCAUGGGUCGGUUAGAGGUCCCUGGCCAACUCCUAAAAACAGCGUCAAGAUUCGAGUCAUUAUCAAAGCUUUCUAUGACCAGACCGGUCGAAUCCAUAACCGACCCAAAGCACUCCCACACGUACAAGAACGGAUCCAUUGUCGUUCCAAGAGACCUCACCCAACAAUCCCCUGAGUAUAGUGGCAGGGAUCGACCUUUUUCUAUGCCGCCACGUCCCAUACAACAUCGAACCUCAACCUAUAUGUCGGUCAGAACGGAUGAUGGAAAGACUCCAGAUCCGAUCAAUGUCAUUCAGGCGCAUGAAAGAUUGUCCAAUCGCUCGUUUAAGGAUUUUUUGAGCUCAAAGGAAGACCAGUUCGUGAAGACCUACUUUGGCAAGAGAGACAUCAAAUUUCUUGUCGACAACUCCUCGAGCAUGAGACCAUACUGGGCCGAGGCAGUCUAUCUCUUGGAGACCCUCGUGUUGAUGGCUAAGAAAUCAGACAAGGACGGGAUGGACCUCUACUUCACAGUACCUAACCCAGGCAAGACGAACGAGAAAUCGUUCAAGGCCAGUCUCGAAGGCGAGAAAGAUGAAGCCAAAUACAGAAAGAUCAUGACGGACAAAGGUCCCAAGAACGGCAUAUGGACCGAGACAAAUAUCAUUGCGCCGAUUCGAAACAUAUUUAAUGAAUUUCUGAGUCCGGACCAGGGGCAGUCCAAAAGCAAACCCAGCUGGCGGAGAAAGACAUCAGAUGAACGAAAAGCGCUGACUCUGCUCAUCCUCACCAACGGUGCUUGGCAUGCUAUGAAAGACCCGGAUGCGAUCAACAGCUACAUCGAAGAGCUCCUGAAACACCUAACCGCCCAAGGUAUAAUCAAGAAUGACACAGACAGCUCCGAACGAUUUGUCAGUAUUGAAUUUAUACAAUUCGGGGACGAUCCUACAGUUACCGAACGUCUCCGGGCCCUUGACGAUGGCAUGGAGUUCAAAGGUUACCAGGACAUCAUCGACCACGAAAUGUUCUCUGUCAACGGCGACGUGAGGAAAAUGUUACUAGGAAGCUUCAACCCAUAUAUGGACGAGUCCAAGAAGAUCCGCCUUGCCUACGAGGACUCUCAAGACGCCCAGACGCCCACGACACAGCCAUCGCGUUAUUCACUGCCCUCUGGACCGCUGGGCAACGCUCAUUUGCAGGGAAACGUGCAGACUGCGAAUGGCUCACCGCUUGCACGUUUUCGUUCAUCAACGAACAGCACAGGAUCGACGGGUUAUUACACGCCGCCAUAG
Didymosphaeria variabile is the source of this 2793-nucleotide messenger RNA. RefSeq lists its product as uncharacterized. The transcript is spliced from 7 exons. Gene Ontology annotation, biological process: protein phosphorylation. Gene Ontology annotation, molecular function: ATP binding; protein kinase activity. Bases 1 to 2793 code for a protein of 930 amino acids. The record is from RefSeq and is a predicted model, not a curated record. NCBI's taxonomy places the organism in Eukaryota, Fungi, Ascomycota, Dothideomycetes, Pleosporales, Didymosphaeriaceae.